Messenger RNA from Symbiodinium sp. CCMP2456, 957 nucleotides. Lineage: Eukaryota; Dinophyceae; Suessiales; Symbiodiniaceae. The record is from the annotation of a GenBank genome assembly.
AUGGUUUCGCAUCUGGGUGUUUCGGGCCUUUUGGCCCGCGCGCGGCUACGGGCUGUUCCAUGGACGCUGGCAACGAGGCCGCAGGUCCAGAAGAUCCAUAGCUCAGAUGAAGACGAUUACGGUGUGAGGAAGGCGAAGCUGGGAUGGUUUCGGGCUGUGCUCACCGGGUCGGUGGGCGCACCAUGGCAGCGUGGAUGUGCAGCUGACACACUGUCGCUGGCUUUCUCCGAGGAGCUGGACAAAACCUUGUACAUGUUGCUCAAAUACAGAGUGGAUCUGGACAAUCUGGCCAAAGAGUUCGCUGCGGGUACAAUGAUGCAGUGCCCAUUCAGCCAGGGGUUGAUCGCGGAGGGCCGCGAGCUUCUUUUCUGCACGCUUGAGGCCAGGCAGUGCAAGCUUCCUGUGCGUGAACAGACUGCCGGACAGCCUUUCUUUCUUGCAGCGAUCGCGGAACUGUUGCGAGUGGCUGGCGAUCCUGACUUUAGAGCUUUCUUGUCUUCCAAGUUCUCUUGUGCUAAGGGUGUGUGUCUUGGUGUCGGCCUUAAGACACCUCGACGAGUGCCCGCAGUCUUUGAGAAGAAGACAAAGUGGCGGUCAUAUUCGGAGGAGGAUUGUCUGGAGACCAGCCGAGCCAAGCUGGGUGCAAUACUGGAGUUGUCUGUAGAGGAAGCCCAGGCUAGAUACGGCAAGAAUCUUGCCGUUGCAUCCCUCGGUGCCUUUGAGAACAAGGACGGUUUCCACCGGGUGGUGCAUGACGGGACGCACGGCUUUGCAGUGAAUACCAGCAUCAAGAUGAGAGAUGAGCUGCGUUCUCCAACAGCAGGUGUUCUCAAGACGUCCAUGAGAACUUUGCAGCGCGCGAUCUUCGGGCUUUUUGGUGAUGUGAAAAGGGCGCAUCAAGAUUUCCCAGGAGGACUGGGGCUUGCUCGCGUGCCGGACAGGUGCACGUGGGCGUAA